Molecule: messenger RNA, 5740 nt
Organism: Rotaria sp. Silwood1
Lineage: Eukaryota; Metazoa; Rotifera; Eurotatoria; Philodinida; Philodinidae
Source: the annotation of a GenBank genome assembly
AAGUAUUUGUAUCUUUUUUUUAAUGAAUAAAAACUGAAUUUAUUACAUACAUUUAUAUAAGGCUGUUUUGUUGUUAUAAUUAUAGAGAAAACGUGGGAUUAAAAAGACUUGCUCAACCGUAACAAAAAAAAUACGUAUUGAGUCGAUGGAGAGAUAUAAGCACAAGGUACACCUCCGAGUUUGUUUCCCUUGGUUGUUGCUGAUUUGAUGUGCACGUUUACAUAGUUACAUGCAAUGACGUUGAUUUUGAAAGUAUUGUUGAAAAUUAACCCUUUUUUUCUAUGGGUUUUUUUCCCUCUGAAAUAAUAUUCAACUUGGUUUUGUUUGUUUGUUUCAAUGAGUAAUUAUGUUUUUCAUCUAAAGAAUAUAUGAAUAGUCAUAAUAUGUUGAUACUAAUGUUUUACCUUGUCAAGUUGUUAAUAUUUUUCUCUCCUCUGCUCACCAAUCUUAUUUAACAGCAUAUUAGAUUUUUAUUAAUUCAUCGAAUAGACUAAAAUGAAAUAUUUAAUAUUUUGAAAUGGUUAUUGAUUUAAAAAUAUAAUCACAAACUAAAAAACUACUUAAUCAACAAUACUCAGUGAUAGAAAAAAAACAUUUUGUAAAUAUUAUUCAUUUCAUAUAUAGAUUUAAAAGACAAAAAAUAAAUGAAAUUUUUCAUUUUUAUGUUUAAAUAUAUUCGAAUAGAAUACAUAUUAAUUCAAAAGUAUGGAUAGUGAAAAACAAAACAUUGUCUCAUACUAAUAGAGAAAGAACGUUUCACAUAAAAAUGACGAUAGAUCAGAUUUCAAUUAUUUAGAUAAAAAUAUUCUUUUCAAAAUAUUCGAAAUAUCUAGACUAAUUUAACAUGAAUAAUCUUUAUAGAUUUUGAAAAACUAAUGUUACAAUAAUCACAAUAUCUUUUAACAGUUUAUAAAUUAAAACUGAAUAUAUACAUGUUUUUAUUUGAGACGAAGAAAAACAAUAGAAAUCUUGAUUAAUGAAUCAAAAAAAUUACUCAUUCUAUUUCGUCAAAGUAAGAGCAUAACGGAAAAUAGUUUUCAAACAUGUAUUAUAAAUAAUUUGGAAUAUCUGUCGACAUUUAACUUAUAAAUCUUCUAUUGAAAUAUAAAACAAGACAGAAAAAUGUUGGAUGAUAUCAAUUAGGUUAAAGACAUAUUUUUAUUUUUAUUUCAUAUCAGAGAUGCCGGAUGGGUCGGGUUAGUGCUGGUACUCAUCGGGUUGGACCAUCUAUGGGUGAGUGUUAACCCAAACCAAUGGGCUGGACAAGCGAUUUGAAAAUUUUCAAACCUGACCCACCCAUCGAGAUUUUUAUGUAAAAUUGGUCGAUUAAAUCAAGGAUUACCCUUGGAUUAACUCGUGAAAUAAUUUUUGGAAAGAGUUUUAAUGAAGAUAUCAUGAUUCUGCGUAUAUGAUCAAUCAGCUUCUUGAUAUUUAUUGUUUAGUCGGAUGAUCCAGCGUGAUAUACAUAAAACACAAUUUAUCUUCUUUUUCUCUUUCAUUUCUGUCUUUUUUUGCAUCUUUCGUCUCUUCGUUCUUUUUUCUUCACCGUCGAAAUAGAUUUCACUAUUUCGUUGUAUUAUGUCUUCUGUUUCUUUAGUUCGGUAUUAAUAUUUUCUAAUGUCGACAAAGCCUUAUAUAUUAGCUUUGACUUUAUUAUUAUCGGUGAAUUCACUCACUCAAAUGAAAAACGACUUCGUGCAAAAAUUAAUGAAUUCUUUUGAUUGUUACUGCUCUCUACCAGUGGUAUAAAAUAUUACAUAAUCGAGAUUAAAUUGAUAAACUAUUAUCAUUAAAUUCUUUGAUAAUUGACACCAUUAUAACAUCGAUGAAAUCAAUAAAUUCUGGUACAAUGAGAAACUUUUCAUGGAAAUCAUCAAAAUAUUAUAAAACUCCGAAUAGUUUAUCGUAGUCGAUUUAGUUGAGCCUUAUAAUCUUCAUUUACUUUUUCUUCUGUAAUCUAGCAAGUUUUUUCAGAAUUUCUUUUAUUCCACAAUAGUACUAGUUUCAUGAAAGUCUUGCAAAUAUUCUUGAUUCGGUUUACUUCUAAUCUUUUCUUUGUUGAAUAUAAUGAACAAAAUCUGUUUUAUGAUUGUAGGUGAUCUAAAAAAGGAUGAUAAUGAAAGUAUUAUUUACCUUAUUCUACAUAGGAUGUUCUAUAAGUCAUUAGCCAAAGAAAGGUAUGAAUAUCUCUGCCUUAUUUUGACCGAAUGGGCUGAUAUUUUUAUCCUUGAUGAAGAAGUAUUCAUAGCUCAUAUUCAUAAAAGAAACGUUGUCCAAAAAUUAUUUUAAAGUAUUUACAACUGUCUUUAACAAAGAACUAUAAACUUUCGCGAACUAUGAAAAAAGCAAUAGAUUUAUUCCCUUAGCUGAUAAUAAGCGAUAUAUAAUUUUUUCGAUUAAUUCUCCAUAAUAGUGUCGUUGGAUCUCCUAUUUAUACCACAGAUGUAUGUCUAGUUUUACUCAGUAUAUCCUGAAAGUUUCUGUUAUAAAAAGCAAGAUUUUUAUGAUGAAACUGCAAUAUUCAUUUUUCAUAAUCCUGAAAGGUUACACUGCUUUGUUAAAGUUAGUUGUAUAUAGUUUAAAAUACUUUUUUUUGUCAACGUUUCUUUUAUGAAUAUGAGCACAUAUAUCCGUUUACAAUUGUAAGGAAGUUUCGGGACAAUCUGUAUAUUUUAAUUUCAUAGCCUAUCAACUCACCCAUGGAGAAAUUGGUUGAGUUGGGUUGAUCCAUGGAUUGAAAAAAAUGGGAUUUCCGGCAUCUCUGUCAUCUUCGUAUUCAUACAAAAUUAAAUAAGAAAGUUCAAUAAAUAGUUGAUCGAAAUUUUGUUGAAAACUGAUCUUUACAUCAUUCUUACAAGUAUUUAUUUGAAUAAUAUUUUUCUUCCUAUCAGAUUCUUUCAUCUAUUCGGAGUUUUACAUUUCCUAUAUAAGAAAUUUUUCAUGAUUAUAUCUUAUUUUGACAAGAGUACUAGAACUAAUUAUUCAGCUCAUUAUUGACAUAGCAAUGAUUUCUUUUCAUCUCCUAGGGCGAACAAGCACGAUUUUAUACAGUGAAAUACGGAGUAUACACGGUCGUCUACGACUGUCUACGGAUUUCGUAUACUUCAUCAUGGACUCUUAUGCCAUCUAAGAAUAAUGAAAGUUAAAGUCGACACACUAUACAAUGUAUUAAACUAUGCAUAGUACAUGACUGAUUUUACUCAUCAGGAUGAUUCGUUGCUCCUAUUCAUCUUUAGACAGUAAAUCUUCUCUUCUAUAGAAGGUAUUCAUCAAUAAUGUAGAUUAUCACUUUUUUGUAUCUUUCGUUUGGUUUUUACAAUUUUCUCUUUUCUUUUCUUGUUGAUAUAUAACUAAUAGAUUGUAUUGUAGACAAGAUAAAUGUAUUAAUGUUCUGAGUAUAAAAUAAGCGUAAGAAAAAAAAAAGAAAUAUGUAAUAUAGAUUGGCAAUCAAAAUAAUAUUGUAUAUUAUAUUAGAGAUUCGUACGAAUGUAAAAUCGUUUAUAUUAUCGUGUAUAAUAAGAACACAAUAGUCUUAAUAAGUUUUAUCCGAGAAACGUUAUUCGAAAGAGAUGUGCACAAAUUUUAAGAAAACAAAGAAAAAUUACAUGAUUUGAAGAAUAAGAUUCAUCAAAACUAUAUUAUAGAAAAUGUUCAUAAAGAGAAACAAUAAUUAAAAGAAAAUUGAUUUACUUUGCUGAAAUAAUAUCAUUUCAUAGUUUCAAAUAGUGUAUCGAUUUUUCUACUUUUCUAUAUACUUUAUUCAAAAUAAAUAUAAGAUAAUUAUUUGUUUUUUUCUAUCAUAGUUAAGGUCUCCCACUUUAAGAAAAGUCAGUUUUCGUUAGAAUGGUCAAAAUUCAGAUAAAUACAUGGGAAGAUAGCCCGCCAUUUGCUCUUUCAUAAAUGAUAAAAACUUUUCUUCGAUAUCUCAUUUUUCCCAAAAAAGUUUUCAAAAUUUCUGACAACCCCUAUUCGAAAAACCAAAAAAUCUUUUUCGUUUGUUCUCGCUUCACGAUAUCUGGAACGUGCAAAUCAAAUUUCUCUGUCAAUAAUCAUUCAAUGUAUUUAUCUAUUUUUUUUGAAAGAGCGCAUCAAGACGCAGUGCAAUACAGAGCGCUUUUUUUUUUAUUAAUUAGGCUUUUUUUUAUUAUACUGUAUAUACAGAUACUUAUAUAACUCAACAUCCAUUUUUAAGGGAUUUUUGAGUCAUUGAACUUUCGUUCCUUUUUUUCCCAAAAAAAGUAAGUAUUUAAAAAUAAGGACUCUGUACUGCACUGCAUUCUGACAUGCUCUUUCAAAUAAAAAAAAUUAAAUACAUCGCACGAAUCUUGACUGAAAAAUUUGGUUUGCCAAAUAAGCUAUUUUUUACCCUUGUUUGGUCAGUAUCUCACUCAAACAUCAUGAUACAGGACUGAAAAUUUUACUAUAGCUUUUCCACAACAACCCCAACAUAUCCUAAAAAUAUCAUGUCAUUUGCACAUAUCUAGGCUGAGAUCGAUUUUUGAGGGGAAGGAGGCCUGAAAAUUUAGAAAGAAUCAAUAAAUUUGUCUCUUCUCUAGUCAAGUCGAUUACAUUUUAAAAAAAAGAGAAACAAAAGAAAUGAGGAAAAAAAAGGAUACUGUACAUCAUUGACUAACAAAUUUAAUGCAAGAGAACAGAAAGGAGAGAAUUCGCUCUUAGCUAUUUAUCUGUGCACAUCAGACAUUUUGUUUUCUUCUAUGGGACACGGAAUAAGCAAACUGAGAGUAAAGCUCAUUGACUUAAAUAGUUGGAGGUCACAAAAAGUAAUAACGAGAAAACGUAUAUAUGAAUAUCGAUCGUUGGCACUAGUUACUUUCAGCAGAGAAGGGAUAUAAUUUGUACAUACACAACACUGCAUGAGGAUGAGGAUACAGUGCCUAACCUAAACUGUAAUACCCAAUCGUUCAGUUUUUUCUCUCAUGUAUUCUGUGUUUGUAUGAUAGAAUAACUAAUCGAUUCUCUUUCUUCGAUGAUAUCUGGGUUUGUUCUCGCUGUCAUCGCUAUAAAUAAUAGGCUUAUCAUAUCAUAAGUUACCAUUCAGUAUAUAUUUUAUUCUUCUUCCUUCUAUCAUUAACGUAGCAUUGAACGGUUAGUUUUUUGUGCAUAGUCAAUUGGCAACACAGCAAAAUGAUUUCUAAGUACAAUAUAUCGUUGUAUCAAUCAUUCUCAUGGCAAUAUUGUGCUGCUGGGCGACGACAAAUGUCGAUGAACAAUAGAUUAAUGACAAGAAAAAUAUUUCAAUGAUGAUACACAAUAAAGAUAAUCAUGUUAAGAACUUCAAUCAACAGUAUAUAGAAAGAUUUUUAAAAAAAUAAUAUAUUUCUUAUCUUUUUUACUUUUUAUAAAUAGAACUGAAAAAUACUUUAAUUAUCUUCGUCUUCCAGAUGGUGAAUGCCAUAAUUGUUCAACAUAUAAAUGCACCAAUCAUAAUUCAAAUAUGGGUGGCUCGGAAUGGUGUAUCAUGUUAUUUUCUGAUGCUCUUGCUCAUUGUGAUUCUGAUCCGAAUUGUGGUGGAUAUACAAUGACAACAGCUGAAUGGUUUCACACAAAAUAUGAUAAAAAUAGACAAGUAGCCGUUCAUUUGGCUAAAUCUGGUCAAAAAUCUAUUGCUUGUCCAUUAUCCGAAUGGAGCAGUUAUGAAAAACAAAACACUAUUCGUGAUGUUCCUGUAAUCUAUGGAAAAUCAACAUGUGGAAAUGAGUCAGUACACUUAACUACAUAG